AUGAUUUUUGAACCAGAGGAGAGCCUUUUGCUCCCUACCAAGGAUCUUCUUUCUUACAUAUUUGAUGACCCGCCAUACGACCAGGAUAAGCCAAUCUAUAUCGACGUGAGAGAUACUAAACUUUCGAUAUCAUGUAACCAAGCACGCAAGUCAAUUCGCCAGCUCAUUGCGGGGUUCAGAGCUUCUGGACUUCGUCCAGGGGAUUGUGUUCUCAUUCAUUCAUUCAACGAUAUCAACUACAGCAUACUCGUCCUUGCUAUUAUUGGCGCUGGUGGAAUAUAUACGGGCUCGAACCCGGCGUACACGUCAACGGAGCUUAAACACCACAUCAAAGCUUCUGAAAGCAAAUUCAUCAUAUCAGAACCAGAAAUUCUGAAGCCCCUCUUGGAGGCAGCCAAUCAAUCAGGUGUUCCAAAAAAAAAUGUUUGGAUAUUCGACAACCUUGGUCAAUCUAUUCCAGGGGGGACGAAGUCCUGGAAGGAGUUGCUCAAAUUCGGGGAAGAAGACUGGGUACGGUUUGAGAACUUGACGACAGCUCAAACCACUACAGCUGCAAGACUCUUUAGUAGUGGAACUACUGGCCUCCCCAAGGCAGUAAUGAUUACUCACUAUAAUCUUAUCGCGCAACAUGAACUUGUUGUCGGAGGCGAUCCGCGCCCCUAUCCCAUAUCGCGAAUCAUUGCCCUCCCAGUAUUCCAUGCAUCGGCAGCCCCUGUCACGCAUAUAUCUAUACUGAAGGCGGGAUCUGUGUCCUACAUGAUGCGCCGGUUUGAUCUGGAAGAGUAUCUGACCACUAUUGAGACAUACAACGUUACAGAUCUGGCCAUGGUUCCUCCUAUCGUUAUCUCGAUUCUAAUGUCCUCGGUUUCUCAUAAGCGGCCUUUCCUUAGGAAAGUUCGCCUUGCAUCUUGUGGCGCUGCACCUCUGGACAAGGAUGUUCAAGCUCGCUUCCGCUCGCUGAUAGGCGAUGACAGUCCAUUCAACCAGGUUUGGGGAAUGACAGAGACAUCAUGUGUAGCGACAAUGUUUCGAUUUCCUGAGCGCGAUGAUACUGGAUCCGUUGGACGGCUGAUCCCGAACCUGGAAGCUAAGCUCAUCGAUGAGAAUGGAAGCAAUAUUUCAGCGUACGGUGUCCUUGGAGAGCUGUGUGUGCGAGGACCAACCGUAACCCCUGGAUAUUUCAAGAACCCCGAAGCCAAUUUGCAAUCAUUCGAUCUAGAUGGAUGGUUCAAAACUGGCGACAUAGCCUACUGUGACCAGGCAACACGGAAAUGGUAUAUUGUGGAUCGAAAUAAGGAGCUGAUAAAAGUACGUGGCUUCCAAGUGGCGCCCCCUGAGCUGGAGGCCGUGCUUCUAUCCCACCCACAAAUUAUCGACGCAGCCGUUAUUGGGUUUACAACCCUUGGAGCAAAUACAGAAUUCCCUCGUGCUUAUGUGGUAAGGCGACCGGGGAACAAAGGACAAGAACUUACGGAAACAGAUGUCCAGAAAUAUGUCUUAGGGCGACUUGCUCGGUACAAGGCACUGACUGGGGGUGUGAAAUUUGUUGAGACUAUUCCGAAAAACCCCAGUGGGAAGAUUCUCAAACGAGUACUCAGAGAAGAGGCGAAGAGAGAGAUUGAAGCCGGCCUGGUCAAGCCUAACUUGUGA
Molecule: messenger RNA, 1650 nt
Organism: Penicillium daleae
Lineage: Eukaryota; Fungi; Ascomycota; Eurotiomycetes; Eurotiales; Aspergillaceae
Product: acyl--CoA ligase
Exons: 5
Coding region: 1-1650 (549 amino acids)
Biological process (GO): secondary metabolic process
Molecular function (GO): CoA-ligase activity
Source: RefSeq, a predicted model, not a curated record